Phaethon lepturus (White-tailed tropicbird) is the source of this 1547-nucleotide messenger RNA. It is a transcript of the gene DNAAF10, whose product is annotated as WD repeat domain 92. The annotation marks the transcript as partial. NCBI's taxonomy places the organism in Eukaryota, Metazoa, Chordata, Aves, Phaethontiformes, Phaethontidae. The record is from RefSeq and is a predicted model, not a curated record. The transcript has 7 exons. Gene Ontology annotation, molecular function: ubiquitin binding.
AUUGAAAAGGCUAAACCUAUAAAAUGUGGAACUUUUGGUGCUACAUCUCUGCAGCAAAGAUACUUAGCGACAGGAGAUUUUGGUGGAAACCUUAACAUAUGGAAUUUAGAAGCUCCUGAAAUACCUGUGUAUUCUGUGAAAGGUCAUAAGGAGAUCAUAAACAGUAUAGAUGGUGUAGGUGGCUUAGGAAUUGGGGAAGGUGCACCAGAAAUUGUGACUGGCAGUCGAGAUGGAACUGUGAAGGUAUGGGACCCGAGACAGAAAGAUACUCCUGUUGCUAAUAUGGAACCUGUAGAGGGGGAGAGCAAAAGAGACUGCUGGACAGUAGCAUUUGGCAAUGCUUACAAUCAAGAGGAACGUGUUGUAUGUGCCGGAUAUGACAAUGGGGACAUUAAAUUGUUUGACUUAAAAACCAUGUCGCUACGAUGGGAGACCAACAUUAAGAAUGGGGUUUGCAGCGUGGAGUUUGACAGAAAAGAUGUAAAUAUGAACAAGCUAGUGGCCACAUCGCUUGAGGGAAAAUUUCAUGUUUUCGAUCUGAGAACUCAGCAUCCAACCAAAGGUUUUGCUUCCGUUUCAGAGAAGGCACAAAAAUCUACCAUAUGGCAGGUUCGGCACCUACCACAGAACAGGGAUAUAUUUAUGACGAGUGGAGGAGCUGGGAGCCUUCAUCUCUGGAAAUAUGAGUACCCAGCUCAGCGCUCGAAGAAAGAUUCUGAAGGAGCUGAGAUGGGGGUCGCAGGCUCAGUCAACCUCUUGCAGAAUGUGACCCUGUCAACGCAGCCAAUUUCUAGCCUAGACUGGAGCCCUGACAAAAAGGGACUGUGUGUUUGUGGUGCCUUUGACCAAACUGUGAGGGUACUGAUAGUUACCAAGCUUAAUAAAGUUUGACAGGAAAACUGGAAUUUUUGAUGAGAAAGCAAUAUAAUUUGCAGUCUGUAAAUAUGGAAGGGAGAGCCCUCCUGUUUCUAAUUUAAUUUCUCCUUUAUUAAAACUGGAUUAAAGAAUAGAAACCAGAUCUUUCUAUUGAAAGUUCAGAUGCACGCAGUUAAGAGUUGUUUGACCGUGCCCAAUGAGUUGAAGUUGCCUGGGCAUAAAACUUUUACCUUCUAGAAAUGUGAAUUUAUGUUUAAAGUAAAAUGUGUCUUUGUGUUAAGGCAAGCUGUAAUUUCAGAAAUUGCUUUAAAUUGUUUGUGUUCAGUUUAAUCACAGUGCAAAUCUGUUCACACUUGUUAAAUAGUUUGGCUUUUUUAGAUAUAGUGUCAUGCGUAUGCAUUCAUGCAAUGGAAACUACUAUAUACUCCCCCACAGAAACUCUCUGUGUCACUGGAUAUAUUAAUUAGAAUGUUUGUUAAAGUGAUUCGUUAGUACACUAUAGAAACUGUAAUGAAUACUGGUUUAAUGGACUAAGCUUUUUACUGAAGAUAGUAUUGAAAUUAAACUGUUGAGCAAACUGCACUGUUCUAUUAUUUUAGUUUGGUUUCAUAACAAGUUCUUAAGUUCUGUUGGUUUUAUAUCUGUUUGUAACUUGGUAUUCUACAAAUAAA